Messenger RNA from Orussus abietinus, 783 nucleotides. RefSeq lists its product as uncharacterized. The record is from RefSeq and is a predicted model, not a curated record. The coding region runs from base 166 to 783 and encodes 205 amino acids. The transcript is spliced from 6 exons. NCBI's taxonomy places the organism in Eukaryota, Metazoa, Arthropoda, Insecta, Hymenoptera, Orussidae.
CCCAUUUUUCUUUACUAACAUGAUGUAAUUAACGUUAAUGUUUUGCGGAUAAACAUUAAGUAAUAAAACGCAGAUGCCGAUUACGUGAUCAGUGAAGUUAAGAGGGACUUUUCGACUUAGAAUCUAAAGAGUAAAAAAAAAAGUGCACAUUUCAAGUUGAAUAUAAUGGCGACCCGCGUUAAGGAUUUCGGCAUGACGUCAGAUCCUGGCAACAUUUCCAACUACUCCAGGACACCUGAAGUCCACUUGACAGCGUUGACAAGAGCUCUGGGCGUAUGCACUGCAAUUGUCGUUUGCGGAGUCGGUGCUGACGUGGCGUACCGCGGACACGUAAUGGGUGUUUACGUCACGGCGUCCUCUGCGGUGAUUCUCUUCCUGGAGGUAACUUGGGCAGUCACCCUCUUCGUCCAGGUCUGCGUAAGGAACGACGACUCUCUUUGUUGGCGCUGCUGGUCGAGCGUACUUGUCGUAACGAGAGGCUGGCGACGGGCGUUGUUUUAUCUGCCCCUGUCAUGCAUUUUGGCAUGGAAAUCUCACAGAUUGUGGUUAUCCUUCGUGGCCGCCGGAAUGCUGGUGGUUUUGUCCUUGCUGCACAUUGGAAUUAAUGCUCUUGGACGUAGGGGAUGUCACCAGCCAGGAGGAGUGGAUUCGGUCGUCGACAGUUUAUUGAACACGAGGCCGGAAACCUACGACCGCUUCGAAGAGGUCCUGGUGACGGAAGUCCUUGAUGACGGCGUGUCGGGUCCAGCUGGACGAUUGCCUGACAGCGAUGGAGAAAUUUGA